CGGACUGCCACCUCCUCGUUUUUAAUUAAGGACAUUUUGGGCGACGGCAAACCGCUGGCGGCGUGCGCGCCUUACAGCACCAGCGUCCCCUCGCCCCAUCACACCCCUAAGCAGGAGGGCAGCGCGGCCCCGGAGAGCUUCCGGCCGAAGCUGGAGCAGGAGGACAAGGCCAAGCUCGACAAACGCGAGGACGCGCAGGGCGACAUCAAAUGCCACGGCACAAAGGAGGAGGGCGACCGUGAGAUUUCGAGCAGCCGGGACAGCCCGCCGGUGCGGGCCAAGAAGCCGCGCAAAGCGCGCACCGCCUUCUCAGACCACCAGCUGAACCAGCUGGAGCGCAGCUUCGAGCGCCAGAAGUACCUGAGCGUGCAGGACCGCAUGGACCUGGCUGCCGCGCUCAACCUCACCGACACGCAGGUGAAGACGUGGUACCAGAACCGCAGACUUCAGGUAAUCCGAAAUGGCACUGACCCUUCUCAUCCUUCCGAUUACCUUUCUGAAGCAUGA
Messenger RNA from Meleagris gallopavo (turkey), 507 nucleotides. NCBI's taxonomy places the organism in Eukaryota, Metazoa, Chordata, Aves, Galliformes, Phasianidae. The record is from RefSeq and is a predicted model, not a curated record.